UGCUUGAUAUAUGACGUGUAGAGAACCUGCAAGAUGGCGGACACCGGCAUGGCUGUGAAAACAGACAUUCGUUCUGCCAUGUGGAACCCCGGUGGCUGGAAAAGUCUCCUCACUUUCUUCAUCCUUGCACUUGCCUGGCUUGGUGGUUUUAGCUCUAGACUGUUCGCUGUCAUUCGAUUUGAGAGCAUUAUCCACGAAUUCGACCCCUGGUUCAACUAUCGUUCAACCCACUACAUGGUGACAAAUGGAUUCUAUAACUUCCUCAACUGGUUUGAUGACAGAGCGUGGUACCCACUGGGCCGUAUUGUCGGAGGAACGGUGUAUCCCGGGCUGAUGGUGACGUCAGGCUCCAUAUACUGGGUCCUCAAUGCUCUCAACAUCCCAGUCCACAUCCGGGAUAUAUGUGUGUUCCUAGCUCCGAUAUUUAGUGGCCUUACUGCACUUGCUGUGUAUUUCUUCACCAAGGAAGUCUGGAAUGCUGGGGCUGGGCUGUUUGCUGCCUGCUUCAUUGCCAUUGUCCCUGGUUACAUAAGCCGGUCAGUGGCGGGGAGUUACGAUAACGAGGGCAUUGCCAUUUUUGCCCUCAUGUUUACGUAUUUCUUAUGGAUUAAAGCCGUUAAAACAGGAACGUUAUUCUGGGCCAUUUGCACAGCAGUGUCUUAUUUUUAUAUGGUGUCAGCAUGGGGCGGUUAUGUUUUUAUAAUCAACCUCAUCCCGCUCCAUGUCUUCGUGCUGCUCCUGAUGGGGCGGUACUCUACAAGAAUAUACACAGCAUAUUCCAGUUUUUUUAUUGUGGGUCUCAUCCUGUCCAUGCAAGUCCCGUUUGUUGGCUUCCAGCCAAUCAGAACCAGCGAGCACAUGGCAGCAGCAGGUGUGUUUGUGUUGCUCAAUGCCUACUCCUGCAUCCGGUACCUGCAGACUAUGAUGACCAAGUCUGAGUUCAAGUACUUCUUUUUGUUUGCGGCGACAACUGCCGCAGGCCUGGUGUUCGUGGGGGUCGUAGGACUUACCUGGGCAGGUUAUAUAGCUCCUUGGAGUGGACGGUUCUACUCACUAUGGGACACUGGUUAUGCCAAAAUUCACAUUCCUAUAAUUGCAUCUGUGUCGGAGCAUCAGCCUACGACGUGGGUGUCUUUCUUCUUUGAUCUCCACAUCCUGGUGUGCGCCUUCCCGGCAGGGGUGUGGUACUGCAUCAAAAACAUCAAUGAUGAGAGAGUGUUUGUGGUGUUAUACGCAAUAUUUGCCAGCUACUUCGCUGGCGUGAUGGUGCGGUUGAUGCUCACGCUCACCCCUAUCGUGUGCGUCCUUGCAGCUAUUGCAUUCUCUAAAACAUUUGAGAUCUACUUGAAAGACGACACUCCCAAGUCCCACAGAUCCACGUCCGAGGAGAACCAGGAGAACAAGAAUGACCGGCUGUACGACAAGGUCGGUAAGACUAAGAAGGUGAAGGAGGACAAGCCCAAGGAUGAAGAGUCUGUCGGCAUGAACAUCAAGAGUGUCAUCGUCAUCGCGAUGUUGAUGAUGCUGAUGUUAUUUGCUGUCCACUGUACGUGGGUGACCAGCAGUGCCUACUCCAGCCCCAGCAUUGUGUUAGCAUCAUAUGGACAAGGAGGGAGCCGCACAAUUCUGGAUGAUUUCCGUGAAGCGUACUACUGGCUACGUCAGAACACACACGAUAAGGCUCGGGUGAUGUCCUGGUGGGACUACGGCUACCAGAUAGCAGGCAUGGGGAACAGAACCACGUUAGUGGAUAACAACACAUGGAAUAAUAGUCACAUAGCCUUGGUGGGCAAAGCUAUGUCGUCAAAUGAAACCGCUGCCUAUGACAUCAUGCGUAGUCUGGAUGUGGAUUAUGUGCUUGUCAUUUUUGGUGGAGUCAUCGGUUACUCUGGGGACGAUAUCAACAAGUUCUUGUGGAUGGUCAGGAUCGCAGAAGGAGAGCAUCCCAAAGACAUAAGGGAGUCGGACUACUUCACGCCGCAAGGAGAGUUCCGCGUGGACUCGGCCGGCUCUGCGACACUGCUCAACUGUCUCAUGUACAAGUUGUCCUACUACAGAUUCGGACAGCUGCAGCUGGACUUCCGGACCCCUGCAGGAUUUGACCGGACCCGUGGCGUUGAGAUCGGGAACAAGGAGUUUGACCUGACCCACCUGGAGGAGGCGUACACUACGGAGCACUGGCUGGUGCGCAUCUACAAGGUCAAGGACUUGAACAACAGGGAAAUUGUCAAGAAACCACACAUACCUGUGAAGAAGACUGCACGCAAGAAGAAUAGGAAAACAAAUAAGAAAAGACCUGGAUCAAUCAAGUACAAGCCCAUUGUGAAAAAAGGCGUGAAGAAAUCCAAGAAAACAUAACUCUUCUGUUGUCUGCAGGGAGUCCAUGUGGGUUAUCUCCCCCUAUUAUGAGGGUCAAACACCACUAACGGAUCAGUUUGUCAUUAUCAGUGGUGAAGAUAAUGUUAUGAUUGUCAGUAUGGGUGUAUUAUAUGAAUGUGUGUGUAUAUGAUGGGUGAGUGGUCUCCCUUUGGAGAAUAUUGCUCCAGAGUAACCUCCCUUUACAUGGAUCAUUGUUACAGUGGCCAGAUAUCGAGAGAGAUAUUCUGGACCUGAGAUUUAGUUGUGGUUGUUGAGAUGUGAAAGUGCUAAGCUUAUGUCCAAUAGCAGUUUGAUUGUAAAGGAGACCAACUCCUAUGUACAUUGUCAUGUAGUCCUCUGUGUUAAAAUUUGUGGCAUUGAAAACAGUUAAAACAAAUUUUAGGACCCAAUUUUAUGAAUUUUACAGUAGUUUCCUGGUAAGAUAGAUGAUAUUUUUUUGUGAAUUCUCUGCCAAUGGUGCUGAUAUCUAUUCAUCUUUCAUUCUAGUUUAAUAACAAAAUGUAACCAGCACACACACAUCCUAACCUGACCAUGUAUCUCAAAGCCUCAUGCUGCCUGCUGUUGUCUAGAAAAUCAUCCCGAUCAUGUCCAGUGCAGUCUGUCCCUCAUCAGUGCUUCGGCAUGGUGUCAUAUUCAUGUCUCCUAGGGCUGGGACGAAGCUAAAUUUAUUACCCGGGUACCCACCCCACUAUUACCUGACCCUAUGCGGGUACCCACUGUAGGUCUCAAGAGACAGGUACAAAAUGUCUUAUUGGGUAUAGUUGAAUGAGCCCAGGACCAAAUGUAUUUAGAUAAACGUAUAAAAUGAUCUGGUCAUGCAUACACUGAAGUUGACUGAAGUUUUGUUUAUAUUCCAACAUAAAAGUCAGAAAUAAUGGGUGCAUAGUCAGAGAGAAAUGCAAACAUUAGUCACUUGUAGUGUAACCAUAUAGUUCUAGAUAAUUUUUGACAUUAAAACAAUAUAUCACGUGACUAACCAGGGGUCAGGGUAGUCCUGUGGAAACCCGGGUUCCUGAGUUCCUGAGUUUACCGUCCCAGCCCUAUAUCCUAUGCCUUGAGUUGUAAUCCAAUGACUUCACCCACAGAGCAAUAACACUAUACAUGGUAUUGGGGCUUAUUCAAGACUGUCAGCAUGGUUUGAUGUAUCUGUGAAACUUUCAUGUUUCCUUUGACGUGACAUUUUCAAAUCUGAUAUUUACAUUCUAUUUCAUAAUUCAAGGUAUUUCUAUCUCUGCAACACUGUAAGCCGUGUUUGAAACUCAAUGAUCAAUCUGGUGGAGCCGUAUCUGGUGACGUGGGAAAAAACAUUUUACUUAAAUUUAUUUUUUGAGGUCAGUACAGACCUUUUGUGAUGGCAAUUGUAUGAAGCUUGAACCUAACAAUAACCCUUGUAACUUGAAUUAAUUUCCACCAAGUCAAAAAUACCUGGUUGUGCCAUUGAUGCAACAUUUGAGCUAAAACAAUGCACUAUCUGUUGACUUGUCCCACCCCCAUUCACACUAGGGCUGGGUAUCGCCGCCUUGUAUCUUGCGGUAUGAUUCGUAUCACAAUUGACGAUACUACUGGUAUCACGAUACACCACAUCAAAUAGUAAGAAAUGAAGUCAUUAAAAAAUACAGCUCUAAAACAUCUUUCUUCAUACAUUUAUUUAUUGUUAUCUCAAAAACUUUCACAAAGAAAACCACAAGAAGAAAACAGUUUAAAAUGAAGGGAUGGUUAUUAAAUGUAACAGUUAGUUGGCGUUUCCUCAGCUACCAUGACCUCAUGUUCUACCAUGUUUACAGGUGGCGCUGUGCUACUUCUGCUAUUAUGGGAGAUAACUCUAUUAGUUCCUGCGUUCUCUUUAUGGUGUAUCGCGAUCUCACAAACUGACGAUUCAAGUAUCGCGAGUAACUUAGUAUCGGUGAAUUGUUACAGCCCUAAUGAACACAGUGUUGACAUUCAACUUACCAACUUUAGGCUUAAAAAUAUAGAAGAAAUGGUUCUCAGGCAAUGACUUAAUAUAUUGGUGCGUGCGGUGUUUUUUUGGGGUUCCAACUGGGAAAGGGCCUAACUACAUAAACAAGCAUACAAACUCCCAUUGCCGCCAUGACCAUAACAGAGAUGCUCAGUAAAGCACUGCACAUGUAAAGGGAAGUAACUGUGUGCUAUAUGGGAUCUCUUUGUUUUUAAGAUAUGAUUUUUUGAUUUUUUUAGAAGAUGGAAAUGUAAACGAAACGUGCAGUGGACUUUUUGAUGAUGUGGGCUGUACCUGAGAACCAAGACUAUUAUUUUUUUUAGCCUUACACCUGCAUUUUCCACUCUGUACUUGUCAAGGAGGUGAUGUUUUUGUUGUCAUUAUUGGUGUGCAAUAAUUACAUUGAAAUAUUGAACUGAUAUUUCAUCUCAAAUUGCAUUUGGAUGGAAGUAAGAACUUAGAUACUGGCGACAUUCCGUACAUGCUUAUGACAUGUUAAAUAAAUUUGAAAUGUGUUCCAUGCAGGAGGAAGUUGAGCCUCCCCAUGAUAUAACUGAAAUACCUACACCAAUAUACAGUAAUGCAGCUAUUGUGAAUAUGGAAGAGCAAAUAAUGUUUGUGUUCAUGGAUUCUGUUUACUCUCACAAGGUGUUAUUUAUUGGCUUUCUUACGGUACCUGGCUGAAGCACUGAUUUCACCCAAGACACUAAUUACACCUAAUUCAUGGAUGUCAACUUCGUUAUUGUGACAUCCAUAAAUUCUCUUCCAUAUGGAUAUCACUUCUAAAUGCCAUUCGAAGACUAAUCACACCAUUACUAGACACAUGCCUAUUGGGCAGUCUAAAGUCUGCCAGCUCCAUUGAAAAGUUCUUCCAAAUCCAGUCAGUUAUGACUCCUUGUCAUGGUAGCCACAAAUCUCAGGUUGGCAAAUAGGUUCUUCUGCAGGCAGUUUGAUUUUUUCUUGUGAAUGUUUUUUUUAUUGUGUUAAAAACUUUUUUUCAAUAUGUUGGUGUCCUAUAGGCAGAAUAGAUGGACAAGCUCGAUCUGUAUGUUUCACAGGAAGUAGUCACCUUGUGGUUUCUUUGUGUUUAUAUACUACUCAAAUUUGCUAAGGGUCACUAUUUGGAUCUUUAGCAAAUGUUGUGUAGUGUAUGUAGCACAAGACCAUAUCGGUAACAGACUUAUUACCGCUAAAAUCAGACUUACUAAGUUAUGGGAUGUGUGUUGAAAUCAACUUCUAACUAUGGUCAAGCAUUUGGUUUCUUAAUUUUUUCAUUUCUGUAAAAAUCAUUCCAUAAAAUCCAUACUUAGAACCUCAUUGAACCUUCAUCCUUCACCAGGGUAGAUUCAGUUGAAACUUGCACUCCUAAAGUCAAGUUAUGUCCGCAUGGUGAGCACAAACCCUGAUCAACAUGGAUACAGGAAUCUAGUUUUAAUACUGUUGUUGCUCACACCCUGACAACCUGAAAAGUGUUGAGUCCUCAUGGUGUCAUAAGUGGGCGCAGGUGGCCCAGUAGUCUAAGGCGCUGCAAUUUCGCUGUGCAGAGUUGUCCCUUGGGCACGCCAGAAACCUAUGAUUGUUGGUUCGAAUCUCGGUUCGCCUCGAUUAUGUUUCUAGGUUUGUCAGCACCAUACCCGUGCUCGUGGGUUUCACCGAAGUGGUAAAUGUCUGAGACCUGCAUCACUUCGGGCUUUCUUCCAACAUUAAGCCGACACGCCGCUAUAUAACUGGAAUACUGUUAAAAGCGGCGUUAAACCAAACUCACUCACUCACUCACUCAUGGUCUUAUAGCUCUUGCCAUAAAACAGGGAACCACUGUCCCCUGAGGGGUUGCUGUGGCCUCUUGAUAAUGUGUCCUCUCAGUGGAGGGACAUGAGUGGCCAAGUUGUCUGAGUGACAAUCACUGGGAUUGUAUGUCUUUGCAGGAAUAUUAUCCUCUAAUCGAUGGACAUCAUGUCCCUUGUCAUGUCAUGUCAUGUUCAUGUGCCCAGCAGCUUAUGAUCCUGGGUGGGACCAAAGUUGGAACUUUGUUUGCUGAUUAGCUCUGCACUGGGAAAUAUUCCAGCUAUAUGACAGUGGUCUGUAAAUAAUUGUCUGCACCAGACAAUCCAGUGGUUGACAUCAUGAUCAUCAAUCUACACAAUUGGGAUAUGAUCACCUGUGACAUAUGCUGCUUUGACUUCACCAACGUUGAGCCAGUUCGCCCGUACCUACAUAAUGAAGUACUGUUAAAGAUUGCUUUCUCACACUGUGCCACUUGGUGAGUGGAGUGGAUCUCCAUUUCAAGCUGAGAGCUAUGGGUCGGACACAUUUCAACCGAAUAAAAUCAAAAGCAUCACCAUUGUUGUUCCUACAGUGCUGACAGGGUGCUGUAUUGGUUUCACUCAUGAAACUUAGAACCUUUCAUAACUAAAUUCCUGAUGAAGUUGUACAUUGAUUUAGUUCCUUUGCUCCAUUUUCUAGUCACUAGGCAUGUAUCUGUCCUGUCCUGUCCUUUCUCUCUCAAACUGAGGCUGAUAGGGAUGUAACGAUUCACUGAUUCAACGUUCUUGCAUUCCGAUACUCAUCAAUGUAUUCAGUAAGAAACAAUACAGGUGUGUCUAAGGUUAACUUGUAAAUGAGCAUGGAUAUUUUUUGUAAAAUACUUCUGCUGGCAUAUACAAAAGGUCCAAAGCUGCUGUUACGUCUCACAUCUACGUAGGCUUAUGUUCAUUGUGUGUGAUGAUGGAAUUCGUCUCUGUAACAAAGGUGUCAAAAUCCAUUGUAUCAGGUAGGGAUAGGACAUCUCAACCUUACCAUCGAGAUUUGUGUCGCAUCACAACCUUAUCACCAAGAUGUGUCCCAUUGCAAACUUACCAUCAAGAUGAUAUUGCAACCUUACUAUCAAGAUACGUAUCGUGCCGCCCUUACUAUUGAAAUAUGUAUCGCAUGGCCAGUUGGCAACCGUACUAUUGAGAUAUUUACCGCAUGGCAACCUUACUAUCAAGAUCAUAUCGCAACCUUACCAUCAAGGUAUGUUUCAUAUCGUCCUCACUAUCGGGGUAUGUAUCACAUAGCAACGAAGUGAAUCGUUACAGUCCUUUGAUUAGAAUCCCUUUCCUAGGCAAACUUUAAGAUGUAGAUUGAAUGAAAGACGUUCUCAGAUCAUGCCAGGGCUAGCACUUUAAUGUCUGUUAUUUUAGCAUGUUGCUAAUUACAAAUUGUUUGUUUUGAAUGAUUGUUGCUAGGUGUUGAUGACUUGUCAUGUACAUGUUGACUAUGGAUAACUGUAUAUUUGUGGGAUAAUUUUAUGCAUAUAAAACCCAAUGAAAAAAUAAACUGUAAAUGUGUA
Haliotis rufescens (red abalone) is the source of this 7667-nucleotide messenger RNA. Its product is annotated as dolichyl-diphosphooligosaccharide--protein glycosyltransferase subunit STT3B-like. The transcript is spliced from 17 exons. Bases 34 to 2358 code for a protein of 774 amino acids. Gene Ontology annotation, biological process: post-translational protein modification. The record is from RefSeq and is a predicted model, not a curated record. Gene Ontology annotation, cellular component: membrane. Lineage: Eukaryota; Metazoa; Mollusca; Gastropoda; Lepetellida; Haliotidae. Gene Ontology annotation, molecular function: dolichyl-diphosphooligosaccharide-protein glycotransferase activity.